AUGGCUUUGUCAAUCUCUCAGGCAUUCUUUGAACAUCAUCGCUCUGCCCUUGGUAUAGGAGAGUCGACUCCCCGAAUAUCCUGGAAAUUCCAAGGAAACGUGUCGGAUUGGGAGCAAACCGCCUACAACCUCGAGAUCAAACGAGUGGGACAAGUCCCGGAUAUCUUACGCGUCAAUUCCUCCGACUCGGUGCUUGUCCCAUGGCCCAGCCCCCCCCUGACAUCUGGUGAGGAGGCAACGGUCCGCGUGCAAUCAAUCGGGCACCAGGGCCAGUCCACUACGCCCUGGUCCGACCCUGUCACAGUUGAACCAGGCCUUCUAAGUCCGGAGGAUUGGCACGGUGCGGCGGCCAUCGUGUCUGACCGGCCGACGGAGGUCAACCAGACGCAUCGACCCAUUUACUUCCGCAAGGACUUCAUGCUAGACGAGCCCCACGCUUCCGCGCGACUUUAUGUCAUAGCGCUGGGGCUGUAUGAAGCGCACAUAAAUGGGCGUCGUGUCGGAGAUCAUGUCCUGGCUCCCGGGUGGCAGUCCUUUACCUAUCGUCAUGAGUACAAUACCUACGACGUGACAGAGUUGUUGCGGUCAGGUGCGAACACAAUCGGCGUCACAGUGGGAGAGGGUUGGUAUUCUGGUCGCCUGGGCUUUGAUGGGGGACAGCGUAAUAUUUAUGGGGACACCCUUGGCUUGCUAAGCUUGCUCGUCAUCACACAGCCAGACGGUAGUAAGACAUACAUUCCCACCGAUCAUACCUGGCAAUCAGGAACAGGUCCGAUCAUCACCUCCGAAAUCUAUGAUGGCGAGAGAUACGACUCACGACUGGAGCAGAAGGGCUGGGCAGAACCAGGAUUCAAUAGCACUGACUGGCUUGGUGUCCAUGAAGUAUCAUUUCCAAAGGAGAGACUAGCUGCCCCAGAUGCUCCCCCGGUUCGACGGGUCGAAGAGCACAAGCUUAAAGACGUUUUCCUUAGCGCUUCAGGCAAGACAGUCCUGGAUUUUGGUCAGAACCUGGUAGGGUGGCUGUGGAUCCGCGUGAAAGGUCCGAGGGGUCAAACGAUCAAAUUUCUCCAUACUGAGGUUAUGGAGAACGGCGAGGUCGCAACACGCCCCCUCAGAGAAGCCAAGGCAACCGAUCACUUCACCCUCACUGGCGACGGCGUACAGGAAUGGGAACCCUCCUUCACGUUUCAUGGGUUCCGCUACGUGCAAGACUCAAUCACGGCCGUUGUGGUGCACACGGACAUGGAACAAACAGGGUUUUUCGAGUGCUCGAAUCCGCUCAUUACUAAACUCCACGAGAACAUCCUCUGGAGCAUGCGGGGGAACUUCCUGAGCAUCCCAACCGACUGUCCGCAGCGUGACGAACGGCUAGGCUGGACAGGCGACAUCAACGCCUUCUCCCGUACGGCCAACUUCCUCUACGACACCGCCGGGUUCCUACGAAGCUGGCUCAAGGACGCCUACUCUGAGCAGCAGAACAACUCCUACGCACCCCCCUACGUGAUCCCCAACAUCCUUGGCCAAGCUCCUCCCACCUCAAUCUGGGGCGACAGCAUCAUCGCCGUCCCCUGGCAACUAUACCAAACCUACGGCGACAAAGACUGGAUCGACAAAGGUGUCUCCCGCAACGAAGUUGGCCUCUGGAACCGCUCCACCUCCCAAUUCGGUGACUGGCUCGACCCCCAGGCACCUGCCGACUCCCCUGGUGAUGCCACAACGAACAAAUACCUCGUUUCCGACGCCUACCUCAUCCAUAGCACCGAGCUCCUAGCCAACAUCUCCUCUAUCCUUUCCUUAGACUCCCAAGCCACCAACUAUACACACUCCCACAAAAACCUCACCAACGCAUUCCAACAAGCAUGGCUUUCCCCCAACGGCACCGUCGCCAACGAAACCCAAACUGGUCUCGCCCUCCCUCUCUACUUCUCCCUCUUUCCCACCCUCUCUCAAUCCUUCUCCACCGCCAUCCGUCUAGUCAACACCAUCAAAGCCAACGUCUACAAAGUCGGAACCGGCUUCGCCGGCACCCUUACUAAAUACGGCGCCUCCUCCACCUUCUACCAGAUGCUUCUCCAGACCGACGUCCCCUCCUGGCUCUACCAAGUCCGCAUGAACGGCACCACCACCUGGGAACGCUGGGACAGCAUGCUCCCCAAUGGAACCAUCAACCCGGGCUCCAUGACCUCCUUCAACCACUACUCCGUCGGUUCCGUGGGCAGUUGGAUCCACGCCGUCAUCGGUGGCCUGACUCCUGCCGAACCAGGGUGGCGGGAGUUCAACGUGGACGUGAUUCCCGGCGGAGAGUUACGAAAUGCGUCGACCCGUUUCUUGAGUCCGUAUGGCGAGAUCUCAACCAAAUGGUGGUUGGAGGACUAUGAGCCCGGCAAUUCCCUGUUUCGCCUCGUCGUCCAGGUUCCGCCCAAUUCGUAUGCUACAGUUCGGUUGCCUGGUGGGAUUGGGGAGGGGAGGAGGGUUGGAUCGGGGGUUUAUGAGUUUGAAGUGCCGUGUUUGACGGUGAAUUAA
Aspergillus sclerotioniger CBS 115572 is the source of this 2523-nucleotide messenger RNA. Its product is annotated as alpha-L-rhamnosidase. The record is from RefSeq and is a predicted model, not a curated record. The transcript is spliced from 6 exons. NCBI's taxonomy places the organism in Eukaryota, Fungi, Ascomycota, Eurotiomycetes, Eurotiales, Aspergillaceae. Gene Ontology annotation, biological process: carbohydrate metabolic process. Bases 1 to 2523 code for a protein of 840 amino acids.